Messenger RNA from Oreochromis niloticus (Nile tilapia), 2372 nucleotides. RefSeq lists its product as uncharacterized. The transcript has 2 exons. The record is from RefSeq and is a predicted model, not a curated record. The coding region runs from base 1235 to 2077 and encodes 280 amino acids. Lineage: Eukaryota; Metazoa; Chordata; Actinopteri; Cichliformes; Cichlidae.
UUGCUUCCCCCGUCUCGUCAGGUCCAUCAGGUCCAGCUGUGUGUAAUCUCCCAGUGUUCUUCAGGGUGUAUUUAAGUCGUGUGAACUCGUGUGCUGAUCGCUGGUCUGUCUGUGUUCGUUCAUGUCAUCCUUCAUAUACCUCCGCUCCCCUUCCUUCAUGUUCAGGUUUACUGUUUAGUUUUUCCCUGUUUAGGUUGCUUUUAGUUCCAUUUUGCAACAAACCUCCCUCGCAUCUCAGCGAGUGCCUGCAUUUUGGGUCCUCAUUUAUUCCUCCACACGGCUCACUCCGUUAGCCGUGACAGAUAAUGUAUUUGGGUGGGUGAAUUUUGUGACCAUUCCUUAGCGGCACUGAAGUGGCAGAGGGAUUUCUAAAGAGGGGCGGACAUGGGGUAGCAAAAGCUACUUCAACACUGACUUUAAAGAAGCACACAGGAGCAGGGUAAGAGAAGAUGGCUUGGAUUUGCAGCCGUCACUUUGAGAGCUUUCGCUGACUGCUGAGUGAUAGUAAGUAGUAAAACAUAUUUAUUCAUAUGAACAUGUGCCAGACGGCGACUGUUUCCAAACAUUAUCCACCCACCUGUCUAUCCUCAGGCUAGGAGCACAUUUUCCAGCAGCAAACCAUCCAGUGGGUUACAUAAUAAAGGCAAGAUUUACUGUACGGCUGGUCAGCCUAGUGGCAGUCCUGACUUCCUAUCCAAGCUCUGGGAAGGUGGCAUCCUGCCCACCUGGGACUCGUAUGGUUUCUAAGAACCAUCUCCCAUACAGAAGCCCGAGCUGUCCAAGCAGCUGCUGCUGCCUGCAGCCAUGCUACAUACUUCUGUUUGAGGUUAUGUGACAUAGAUUUAUUGUUUUAGAAGAAUCAGUGUGAAACUGCUCUGCAUGGACACUUUGGGGUAAAUGAGUCAUAAGCCUGAGAGUCUUUGUGUGGCUCUCCGGAUUUUAUUAGGAAAAUGGUUCCAUGUGUUUGGGUGUGUUUACGUCAGUCUUUGUAGACAGGAGCUGUUAGUCUUCACCUUUAGCUCUGCUAAAGAUAUGUGCCCCUGGGUAAUGCCUGCCUGCGCUCGGAGCAGCGUCAUUCACACCAGCUCUGUGAAGUGAAGUGCGCAUGCGCCAACCAGCGUGCAGCCUGUUACAGUCGCUCCUGCUUUUUCUCUUAGUUUAGCUCUGUUUUCUUAAGUAUUCUUUUUUUUUUUUUGACUUGUAUUUUCAUCCGUUUAUUAUCUUUCACUCAAUCAUGUGGAUUGAGACAGUUUUUGUUCUUCUGGCGGCCGUGGAACUACUACUUUUAUCAAGGAACGGGACCGCGGCACAUCUCCUACACGCGUGGACUGUUUACUCCAGAGAUCAGCUGAUCGCCCUGAUGCCGGCCGGCUCGCUGGCCAGACCCACAGAAGUACCAGCUGAAAUUUGGAGAAAAACACAUCGGGGAGGCAGAGGUCAAGGACAGAAGAGAAGAAAGAAGGAGACGGUGAGACAGCAGAGGCUCAAAGCGAGGAGGAGGUAUAAACCGUGUCUGCCGUCUAUCGUGAUGGGAAAUGUGCGAUCAUUAUUGAAUAAAAUCGACGAGCUCUCAGCACUGGUACGGAGUCAGAGGGAAUACCAAGAGUGUAGCCUCAUGUGUUUCACUGAAUCAUGGAUGCACCAGGACAUUCCCGACGAGAAUGCUUCCGUGGAAGGCUUCCACACUGUUCGGGCUGACAGGGACAGCAUCGCUAGCGGUAAGCGGAAAGGAGGUGGGCUUGCUGUUUUAGUUAACAACCGGAGGUGUAACCCCGCCCACAUAACAAUCAAAGAAAGGAUUUGUUGCCCGGACAUUGAACUGUGUGCUGUUGGACUCAGGCCGUAUUAUUUACCCAGGGAAUUCUCUCAUGUCAUCUUGGUGGCUGUUUAUGUCCCUCCCUCUGCUAACCCCACAGCUGCAUGUGACACUAUCCACUCUGCCACAGCCCGGUUACAGACUCAGCACCCGAGUGCCUUUAUUGUGAUCUCGGGUGACUUCAACCAUGUAUCACUGGACAAUACACUACCAACAUCAGACAAUAUGUGGACUGUCCCACCAGGGGAGAGAAGAUUUUAGACCUUCUGUAUGUUAAUGUCAAGGAUGCAUACAGCUCCUCCUCCCUCCCCCCACUUGGUAGGUCAGAUCACAACCUGACUCACCUCACCCCACGCUAUGUGCCAAUUGUGAGGAGGGAACCUGUGACCACGAGGAGCAAUAGGAGGUGGUCAGAGGAGGCCCUAGCGGAACUACAGGGCUGUUUCGAGGUGACCGACUGGGAAACACUCUGUGAGCCUCACGCCAAGGACAUCAAUGGGCUUACUGCAGGGGUGUCCAAAGUCCGGCCCGCGGGCCACAUUUGGCCCGCAGUCCA